Messenger RNA from Xenopus laevis (African clawed frog), 3754 nucleotides. RefSeq names its product lysosomal protein transmembrane 4 beta S homeolog (gene laptm4b.S). Lineage: Eukaryota; Metazoa; Chordata; Amphibia; Anura; Pipidae. The coding region runs from base 243 to 920 and encodes 225 amino acids. Gene Ontology annotation, cellular component: late endosome membrane; multivesicular body membrane; endomembrane system. The record is from RefSeq and is a predicted model, not a curated record. The transcript has 7 exons.
GGAUUUACUUGUUGAACAGGAGAAUCCUGCGGAUAUGACUGCUGAUGCGGCUGCUGCUACUGCUGCGGGCUUGUGUUCUCCUUGGCUCAUAGGCUUCAUGUGCACUGGGCAAAGCUGGAUGUUUCUCCUGCACUGAAGGAAGCCGCUUGCCCCCAAUUUGCAGCAAGGAUACCAGGCGUUUUAUCCUCUGAUACUGAUCAAUAUUCCUGCUGUCGAGUGACAGAUAGCAGACAUCUGGAGAGAUGAAGAUGCAUUCGCCCUGGGCUCGGUUUUACUCCAAUAGCUGUUGCCUGUGCUGUCAUGUGCGCACCGGGACCAUCAUCCUGGGAGUGUGGUACUUGAUAAUAAAUUCUGUGGUCCUUCUUAUAUUACUGAGUGCCCUGGCCGACCCUGAUCUGUACCAUCUUCCCAACAAUGAACUAAGAAAUGACUUUGACUUUAUGGACGAUGCUAAUAUGUGCAUCGCAACUUCUAUAUCCCUCCUGAUGAUUCUCAUCUGCGCCAUGGCAACGUAUGGAGCUUACAAGCAACACGCUGCCUGGAUCAUCCCAUUCUUCUGCUACCAAAUAUUUGAUUUUGCCCUCAACUCUUUGGUUGCCAUCAGUGUGCUCGUCUAUCCAAACACCAUUCAGGAUUAUCUCCAGCAGCUGCCGGCCAAUUUUCCCUACAAAGAAGAGAUAAUGUCUGUGAAUCCUACAUGCCUCGUUGGGAUUAUACUGUUCUUUAUCAGUGUCAUAUUGGCUUUUAAGGCCUACCUAAUCAGCUGUGUGUGGAACUGUUACCGUUAUAUCAAUAACAGGAAUUCCUCCGACGUCCUGGUCUAUGUAACCACUAAUGAUACCACAGUUCUGCUUCCCCACUAUGAUGAGAGCUUGAGUGGAACAGCCAAGGAGCCUCCUCCACCUUAUGUGUCAGCUUAACAGAAGAACCAAGACUCAAAACAAAAAAAAUGAAUCUUCAAGCAGCAGCUUUACACAUUGGCCGAGAUACUGGGGCAAUAGUACAUUUCUUUCCCUGGUUAUACCCUAUUGAAGCGACAGCACUACCAAAUAUCCUGUGAAUAAACAUUUAAUGGUCCAGAAUUUCUAACCCUCAUCCAUGGGUGCCACAACCUGAUCUAGGGAUAGAUAGGGGAACUGGGCCCAGUGAGAUUGCAGUGUUUUCUUCUUGGCUUCAUUAUGUGUAAAUCGCCAUGAGGCCUGUGUAUUUGCAAAGUGUAUUUGUGAGGUAUAGUAAUGUACAUCCACACAUCUGUGCUGGCAACCAUCACCAACAAACAGCACCUAACUGCCUACAUGAAGCUGCUUUUUACUAGAUGGUUUUGCUGCUUUUUAUUUGUUAACCUCUACCUUGGACACUGGUCAUACUGUAUAUAGAGGAACACAAGGGGGUGAUGUAAUGACAUUGGGAAAGUCUGCCCCUGGUCCAGUAACCCAUAGCAACCAAGAUACUGGUUUAGUCUGUAGAAAUAAGUCAAAUCAACUGAACUUGCUUUGUUUUUUCUUGAAGAUGUUCCACCAGUCAUCCAACAGACUUUCUCAAUUCAGAAUGACUUGUAAAUAAGAUCUUUUUGGUAUAAAUACCCUGAAAUGUUGCUCCAAUCAGCAUAAUCUGUUUAUCAUAAUCAGCGAGGAUCUCAUGAAGUUAGGUGUUAAUUGUAUUAACAUGAUGGCAGAUUUGAGGUGUUAUUAUCUGAGGUUUUAUUCCAGAAAGAUCUUAUUUACAAGUCAUUCUGAAUUGAGAAAGCCAGUUGGAUGACUGGUGAAAUGUCUUCAAGAAAAAACACAGCAAGUCCAGUUGAUUUGACUUAUUUCUAUAGAUACACCAUGACCUGGAUGAAUGAGAAUCUUCACAAACAUAAUCCAGUUAGUUUCGUUGAUUUUCUACUAUAGGUUACUUGUAAACAUUUCCCCUGUUGAAGUUACUAGUAAACAUUUCCCCAGUUGGAGUUACUAGUAAACAUUUCCCCAGUUGCAGUUACUAGUAAACAUUUCCCCAGUUGGCGUUACUAGUAAACAUUUCCCCAGUUGGAGUAACUAGUAAACAUUUCCCCAGUUGGAGUAACUAGUAAACAUUUCCCCAGUUGGUGUUACUAGUAAACAUUUCCCCAGUGGGAGUUACUAGUAAACAUUUCCCCAGUGGGAGUUACUAGUAAACAUUUCCCCUGUUGGAGUUACUAGUACACAUUUCCCCAGUUGGAGUUACUAGUAAACAUUUCCCCUGUUGGAGUUACUAGUAAACAUUUCCCCUGUUGGAGUUACUAGUAAACAUUUCCCCUGUUGGAGUUACUAGUAAACAUUUCCCCUGUUGGAGGUUAACGGCAGUUUUAGUAAUGCUGGUAUCCUGCCUCUAGCUGUACUUAAUAGUAUGCACAUAGGGCAUUGCUACAGAGUGUAUAGUAUGAGUAGGGUAGCUUGCAUGAACCCAAAGGAAGUAGUAACUUAAAUAAAGACCAAUGAAUCAUUAGUAUGUUGACUUUAAUUUUUUCCUAUGGAACAAGACACAUGAACUAUCUGAAAGGGAUUAUUAUUAGAAGCUAAUACUGCAAUAAUUUAAAUAAAUUUGAGCUAAAAAAAGAGCCACCUGUUUCAUUGCCCAAUGAUACCCUUGCUAGACUUGAAUUAAGUGGGUGCCCCACCUCUUGCCCAUUUUACUAUAAUUCUAUGAAUGGGUCUAGAAGCCCAGCCAAGGGAAACACAGUACAUGUGCUAUAAUAGAUCUCUUAUUAAUUAGAGGACAUUCAGCACGCCCCCUCAAUGAAUUCUAUAUAAUCAUAUAAUGUUGGCAGCUGCAGAUUAAGAGCAAUAAUAUGUAUUAUAGUCAAGUAAAAGAUGGAACACCUUACAUAUUAACAAGUUAGGAAUGUGAAAGUAAACUGCCACAAUAUGGUGAUAAUGACAUCUCUCUCCUUCUGUAGAGCUUAAGGAAAGCCUGGUGGGAAUCAUGUAAAAAAAAAAGUGCACUAAACCAUUGCAACCAAUUAAUAAUGAGAUUUGGUUGAUCUAAAGGAGGUUAGUAGGGGACCCUGCUAGGGGCCACACCUUGUGGACUGUGCUUGGCAAAUAUGCCAUGUCACCUCAAUUGUAUAUAAACCCCAAGUAAAACUGAAGCACUUACAAUCUAAUUUUGUGCCUGGGUGACACUAGGUUGGGGAGAGUCAGUGGCUGUGGUUACAAUGAGCUGCUGGGUAAGGUCCAAGCUUCCCUGAAAUAAGAUAAAUGCAUUAGCUGAGAUACCUGUCAACAGACACAUCAUUCUAUUUAGUUGCAUUCAGCCGGGGCAGCGAAUUGACCUUGAUGGCCUUAGCUUUGUAUUUCUGGUUGAGGGAUUACUAAUAAGCAUCAGGAGCCUAAAAUUAGCUGUACCUGUAAGUACCAUGUGUUCGUUACAGCUCACAGGUACCCCUGACAUUCCCUUCCCACCCGUGCAGUAUCCCCAGGAAUAAACUAACUAACAUUUCCAACAAUAUCACUAAAACGUACAAAUCUGUAGUCCGGCUAGAACCGAUUCAUUGGUUUUCAUUCCAUUUCUAAUAGGUAACUCGGUUAUUCAUAAGUGAGGAACCAUUUGAGGCUAGCCAUGUGCAAGUAUCAUAAAACUGCUCUAACAUUUCCACCAAAAUAGGAUCAAUUUCAUAUUUAGACCAGUCAUUGUAUCUAACAAUUCAAAGGGAAUCCGUUAUAAUAAACUGUUCUAAUUUGUGCCUGUAAAUCGUGUGUAGCACUGAGUAUAGUAAAGUAAUAUUGUAAAAAUA